Molecule: messenger RNA, 1551 nt
Organism: Serendipita indica DSM 11827
Lineage: Eukaryota; Fungi; Basidiomycota; Agaricomycetes; Sebacinales; Serendipitaceae
Source: the annotation of a GenBank genome assembly
AUGAAGAUUUAUAGACUGUUACAGAAAGCUGGGAUUGUCCGUUAUCGGCUAUCGCAUCUCCCCACGGAGAUCUGGGAAAAGAUCCUCGAGUUUACACUCGAUAUACCAGAGGCUCUGGGGACUACCUGCAACCCCGAGAAUAUUUUCGAAUAUCUGUAUUACCACCGCUUUCAACAGUAUACACAGCCCGGUAUACGGGCUCGUACCUGCACAAAACCGCCUACAGCCGCUUCUGGGUCGUAUACUAGCGACCCGAACCAUCCCUAUGAAGUCUACAUCCGACAGAGGGUGAUCAUUAGCCUGGUGUGCUCCCAGUGGAAUACGAUGGUCCGUCAGAGUCAACCUGCAUGGUCAUUUGGAGCCUCGCAUUCGAAUUUCCAGAAGGUUGAGCGCCUUGAGUUAGAAUCCGCGUAUCGUCAAACUGCAUCAUCCCAUGAAAGAUCCUCUCACCAUGUAGCUGAGGACAAUAACUGGAAGAGAUUACGCAUUCUUGCCAUAAACAAUCGCUUUUAUGGGCCGCUUCUGACUCAAAAUGCAAACGACGUAGAAAUCGCAUUGUCUGGUUCGCUUUUGUAUAAUUCGGAGAUUAUGGGAAACCUCGAGUGCUUCUCGUAUGCCGGAUCAUAUCUACGCCAGUUUGACCUAGUCUGCAAACUGUUUAACAACUUGACGACGCUUAUCCUCGAGGUGACAAAUACACCCAAUCUGAACUUGGAACUCCCUAAAGUGAAUGUAUUGAUGCUCAAAGCGUCGACUAUCAAUGUGAGAGGAUGGUAUUGUCCCGCUUUGCAACAUCUUGUGCUAAUAUAUAGAGAGAAAAGUGAUCUAACGACGCUUUUUGAAACGCAGCCUAUCAUUCUGCCUAGCGUUAUUCUCUCUCUUAUUGUAUACAACCGGCACAUCACGGUAGACGAGGCAUUCUGGCAAAGCUAUUCAUCGCUCGUGCACAUUGGGGCCUCAUCCCUUGUCUACCAUUCACCACCGCCGCCGAACCAUCCACUCUCCUACCUUAGCAUCCUUGACACAGUUCAUUGCGACGACCUGCCCACAGGAUUUAUCGCUCUUACCACCUCUGGGCAUCCACUAAAGUCGGUGCGGUUUUCUCCGCGCGAUAACCAUAGUGCCAAGCAUCGAUCCGAGGACUGGGUUCAGCUCUAUUGGUUUGCUCAACGCCGUGGAAUUCUGGGACGUCCUGUGCCAGCAGACCUAGUGGAUACUCCAGAAACCCCAGGCAUAAGUCGUAGAUGCUGGAAGUGCGGGACGUUAUUCCCCCGACAAGGCUAUGCACCAAGGCCCCGUGAACCAUGGCGAAUCGAGGGCUGGUGUCCGGAGCUGUUUGCUCCGUCUGAUGCAAGUGUCAACUGUGAAAAUCUUUUACCUACAGUCUCCCAGCUUGGUCACGGUAUGGGCCUAUUUCACCUAUGGCAAUUCUUCGGUCCGAAGCAAUACACAAUCUGGCGAGUUUGCAUUGAAAUUUUCCAGUCGGAGUUGAUUGGAAUGAGUAUUGUCGCACUCAUUGUAAUCAUUCACUUCAUUUACUGGGAGUGUUGA